Messenger RNA from Seriola dumerili (greater amberjack), 4434 nucleotides. It is a transcript of the gene fem1c, whose product is annotated as fem-1 homolog C. Gene Ontology annotation, molecular function: protein binding. The coding region runs from base 807 to 2663 and encodes 618 amino acids. The transcript has 6 exons. The record is from RefSeq and is a predicted model, not a curated record. Lineage: Eukaryota; Metazoa; Chordata; Actinopteri; Carangiformes; Carangidae.
CAUCCGGUCGAGCCGUGGGUGGAUAGCCCUCCCUUAUUUACCUUCCCCUUCGCCGAGAUUAUUGUCGUGCCAGCUCGCUGAGUGGCUACAUGGACGACUGUUAUUCGCUGUUUUCGGGGGUAACGUCUGUCGUUUGUUUCUCGACGUGUGUGUAAAAGAAAACCGCCUGGAUAUCGGGGAUAUCCCCAGAACGAGAGACCGAACGUCGUUUUCCCAGGCUAAGCUAGCGGCAGCACGGCGUAACGGGUGGGGGUGGAUUUCUACGUUUCGGCCCUCGGGAAGCGAAUAUAAAUAACGUCUCAGGAGUAUGUUGUGGAACAAUGACAAGCGCAGGGAGCAGAUGUAAUGGAGGAGAGCUUCUUGGAGGGGAAGAAAUGUCAGUGGAUGAGUAUUGGUUGAACGGUCAAUAGAGGUGUUAAGUGGUUAAGCUAAGCGGAGCUAGUCGGUUAGCUGAAUUGAUCAAGGAAGUUGACUAGCCCCCUUGCUAGCUCGGCGACAAAUGUCUUACUGGACCAAGGGUCGGCUCAAACGCCCGAGUUAUUCAUAGAGUUAAGUAAACUGGUAAUGCCAGUAAAUGGAGUUAAAUAAACUGGUGAUGCCAGUUUUUGAAAGCUAAAGUCAAGAAAGACGCGAAUUGCCGUGGGCUCCUAACCAAAACGCUACCGUUAGCUAGAAAGUCGGAGCUUGUAAACAAAGGGUCCCGAGCUCCAUCUGUCCACAGCAACGUUACAGCUCGAGUUAUCGCUCACCCAUUGUUUCACGGACAUCGUUGCCUUUUUAUUUAUCAGUGAAACGAAUUCUUAGAAAUGGAUCUAAAGACGGCAGUAUUUAACGCAGCCAGGGACGGUAAGCUCCGGCUUCUUCAGAAACUGUUGGAGAACAAAGAUGGACACGAGGUGACCAAGUUGAUGGGCGAAAAGACAAAUGGGGCCACGCCGCUCCUGAUGGCCUCCCGUUACGGCCACCUGGACUUGGUAGAGUAUCUGCUGGAGUGCUGUAGCGCUCCUGUUGAGGUCGGUGGGUCGGUGAACUUUGACGGAGAGACCAUCGAGGGAGCGCCCCCUCUCUGGGCCGCCUCGGCAGCGGGUCACCUGAAGGUGGUCCAGUCCCUGUUGGGCCACGGUGCUUCUGUCAACAGCACAACCCUGACCAACUCAACACCCUUGAGGGCGGCCUGCUUUGACGGCCACCUGGACAUUGUGAAAUACCUGGUGGAGCACAAAGCUGACCUGGAGGUGGCCAACAGACAUGGCCACACGUGUCUUAUGAUUUCCUGCUACAAGGGACACAAGGAGAUAGCGCAGUACCUGCUGGAGAAAGGUGCAGAUGUUAACAGGAAAAGUGUAAAAGGCAACACAGCACUUCAUGACUGUGCAGAGUCAGGAAGUCUAGAGAUCAUGCGAAUGUUGCUUCAGUAUGGAGCUUCCAUGGAGCAGGAUGGCUACGGCAUGACACCCCUUCUUUCUGCCAGCGUCACAGGCCACACUAACAUAGUAGACUACCUGACAACGCACCAGCAGACAAGCCACAUGGAACGCAUCGAUGCCCUUGAGCUCUUGGGAGCCACGUUUGUGGACAAGAAGAGAGAUCUGCUUGGAGCUUUAAAAUACUGGAAGAGAGCCAUGGACCUCAGGUACACGGACAGUAACAACAUUGUCCAUAAACCGGAACCCAAGCAGCUGAUCAUGGCAUACGACUAUGCCAGGGAGGUAACAAAUGGAGAAGAGCUGGAUGGGCUGAUAUCUGACCCAGAUGAGAUGCGCAUGCAGGCUUUGCUCAUCCGUGAGAGAAUCCUCGGCCCACAACAUCCAGACACAUCUUACUACAUCCGUUACCGAGGUGCUGUUUAUGCUGACUCUGGGAACUUUGAGCGCUGCAUCAAUCUGUGGAAGUAUGCACUCGACAUGCAACAGAGCAACCUGGACCCCCUCAGCCCUAUGACGGCCUCUAGCCUGCUGUCGUUUGCUGAGCUUUUCUCCUUCAUGCUACAAGAUAGGGCCAAGGGGCUCCUGGGGACAUCGGUGUCAUUUGAGGACUUGAUGGGGAUCCUGUCCAAGAGCGUAUUGGAGAUUGAGCGGGCGGUCAAACAAAAUGGACCGAUGCCUCCUGACCCUGCCCAGCUCAGCAAGGCCCUGUCAAUCAUCCUGCACCUCAUUUGCCUUUUAGAGAAGGUGCCAUGUACUGCAGAGCAGGACCACUUCAAGAAGGAAACCAUCUAUAGAUUCCUGAAGCUCCAGCCGUGUGGCAAGAACGGCUACAGUCCACUACACCUGGCAGUCGACCGCAACACCACCUGUGUGGGUCGCUAUCCCGUCUGCAAGUUCCCCUCCCUCAUAGUCGCUUCCAUUCUUCUUGAGUGUGGAGCAGAUGUUAACUGCCGAGAUGAAGAUGACAACAGCCCCCUCCACAUAGCUGCAACCAAUGGUCACCCUGACAUCAUGAACCUGCUGAUUUCCUGCGGGACUCACUUUGACAGCACCAACGCCUUCCAACAAACGGCCUGCGACCUCCUGGACGAGAAGGAGCUGGCCAGGAAUGUCAUCCAGCCCAUAAACCACACAACGCUGCAGUGCCUAGCCGCCAGGGCUAUCGUCAAGCACGGCCUCGACUACCGGGGAAACAUCCCUGAGAAACUAGAGGCCUUUGUCUUGCUCCACAGAUAAUGAUCGUGAAGUAGUAGAGGGGAAUGGAUGGAUGAAAAGAGAAGGGGUUGUGAUUACAUUGAGUGGACUGGACAGACUGGAGAAGCAUUAUGAUUCAACACCUGACCCACGAGGUGUUUGAGGAGUUGAAAGACAAAAUUUUGUGGGUUAGGUUUGCAAAUUUAAACUAUUUGGAGAGUAUGAACUUGAUGAGUCUUGUGCACAAAAAUGUCCUUAUUCAACCAGGAUGUUCUGAAAAAUGAUUGGAGUAAAUGGAGGAAUGAAUGAACAUUUUCUUCCUCUGUUUGCUAUUUCACGGAGCCAGAGCUCUGACUGGUCCCAGCCCGAUCUCUGGGGAUGCAUUUGGAGUGGUUUGCAACAUGGACAAACACAGUUGUAUUUGUGGAUGAACUGAGAAAAGGGUUUACGUAUUUUUGCUUUAGAAAACAUGGAUUUUUUUUUUUUUUUGCAUAUUCCACGAUGCUAUUUAUUGAAUGAAACUUGAGAGAUUUUUCUCCAUGCUGGCUCCAACCCAGCCUCAACUUUGCCUGUUUCUCUCCUCUCAAAGCAAGGAUUGAGGCGUUUCUACAUAUGCUGGGACUUCAGGUUUUUUUUUUUUGGUUUUUUUUAGUUUGUCCCAUCACUGUUGCCAACAGUCAUGGACCCUUCCUCAGUCAUCAUUGGGUUAAUUUUUUUUGUACUUUUACAAUACAUUUAGUUAUUGUCAUGCAAAUCUGGAAAUCUGCCAAGUGCUGUGGAUUCUAGACUCAUUUGUCGUUCCCACUUCAGUGUAUAACAAAGCUUUAUGAGAAGGGUUAAAUGUGUGUAAACACCAUAAGUGCUUUAUUCUUCCUAUGCACAGGCUAGGCUGUUGGAAAGAGAGACUGUUGUAUUCUGUGCCGGCACUUGUCUGUGCAAUAUCUCUCAUGAAUUUUUGUGUUUACCUCAUUGCUGCCGUUUCCUUCAGUAUCCCCGUCCUUCACUCAAAGAAGGAGGGGGGUACAAAACCAUUGAACUGAUUGUUGCAAGGGUGAAUGAAUUGGAUUGUGUAUGUCUGUAUGUGUGAAAGAGUGAUUGUGAGUGCCACAUGAUAUGUCUCUUGUAUGCAGAGUGUUUUUGAGCUUACACAAAUUUUUGAGGACAGGAGGUUUGGUGAAGUGGCACUCAUGGAGAUUCCAUAAUGCACAUGACUGCCACUAGAAACCACGCGGCCAAACUGUCUACAACCGCUGGAGUGUGCAGGCUUGUACACAGAAGUGACCUCUUAACGUUCAUACAUGGCCGACCUUUAAAUGCCAUUGUUGUUUUAAUAAUCUUGAUCAAAAAGAAAAGUCUGGGUAGGUUACCAACAUUGGCCCACUGUGCAUGUGCAGCAGCAGCAUAUCGACCAACCAAUCACUGCAGUAAACCUUUCAUGACAACUCCUAGACACCAAACUAGACUAGAGCUUGGAUAGUUCUGCUCAUUUGUACAACGGUCGUCCAAUUGUAUGAGAACUUAAGACACAAAUGAGUGGGAGGACAUGUUUAGUAAAGCUUUGUGAAUUAUCUUGUUUGCACAUUAGCUUUAGAUGUGUGGGUUGAAAAAAAGGGCUUUUCAUAAUUCAUAGGAUUUCAUAUUGCAGUCUAUUUAACCUGACAGUUGAAAACCAGACAUAGAAAAUGUAUGAGGACUCCCAGGGCAACUUGAUUUGAAUCUGCACUUUACUACAGCGGAGUUUAAGAUUUGAUAUGGCAUUAAUCAAGUUCAUGUCUUAAUAACCAGUUUGACAAUAAACCCAUGUUGCACUUGU